Molecule: messenger RNA, 2530 nt
Organism: Vitis riparia (riverbank grape)
Lineage: Eukaryota; Viridiplantae; Streptophyta; Magnoliopsida; Vitales; Vitaceae
Product: WEB family protein At3g02930, chloroplastic
Exons: 3
Coding region: 363-2393 (676 amino acids)
Source: RefSeq, a predicted model, not a curated record
AUUACGGCAAAGCAAAGCUACAGGUUGGAUUACAAGAAGGCCCGUCAACUUAGGAAUUUUAACCAACCUUUCUCUCCAUGCACACAAUUUUCCUCCUAAAUUUACCUGAGUUCCUAAAUAUAGAAGAUACAUAUCAGCAGUAUCACAAAUCCAAUAUGUUGCCUUUCAAACCCAGGACGUUUCUUGUGGACUUUCCAAACGAAUUUUCAUGGGUUAUUUCUGAAGCCAUCUCCGCGUGGAAAGGUUGCAAUCGUGCCUCACUGAAAUAGGAAAUUAGUCGCAAGUCUCUUCCUCUCUAACACGAAAUCCCUCGAAAGCAAGGGAUUUAGGCGAGGUAGAAACAGAGCAUCCGAAUCUCAGAGAUGCAGCGACAUAUGGGUAACAUUCAAGACGAACUGAGGCAGACUCAGAAGCAACUGUAUGAGGCAGAGGAAGAAAGAGAUCGAGCAGUUGAUGAGCUGAGAGAGAUGAAGAAAGUGGCUCAGGAGGCCAACAUGAGGCUAAGUGAAGCAUUGUCCUCUAAGAGAUCAGGAGAGCUAUACACAGAGCUCAGUGCGGCAAAGAAGUCACUAUCUGAUGCAACUCGAGAAUUGCAAUUCAAAGAGAAGGGUAUGGAAUCUUUGAGACUUGAACUUGAAAAGGUGCAACUAGUGGAACUGAAAUUGGCAGAGAGGGAUGCUGCAGUUGAUAAGUUGAAGAAGGAGCUUAAUAUUGCCAAAAUUACAGAGAGUCACACAGUGGAUUCAUUGUCUGAAAGUAAGGCGAGAAUUCAGGAGCUGGAGAGAGAGCUAGAGAAAAAAAAGAACUCGGAAGCCCAAGUGUUUGAUUCACUGGUCUCCCAAACAAAGCAGCUUGAGCAAACCAAGAUUUUGCUUGAAGAGUCCAAGCUUGAAAUUGCUUCUCUUCAUGACAGGGUGCAGAUCUUUGAGGGCUCAUAUGGACAAAGUAGUAGGGAUCUCGAUUUAUUUAACAACUGCCUUGAGAAUAACCAUUCCAGAAAAGAAGAAUUAGAGAGUCUCAAGUCUGAUCUUCAUCAGGCAAAAGGGAAUCUGGCUCAUGCCCAAGAGGCUGAACAUCUUGCUUCAUCACAGACUCAGGCUGUGCUUCAAGAAAUGGGCUUGCUAAAGUCUGAGCUGAAGUUGGCUUUAGAGGCAGAAGAAAAGAGCAAGAAAGCCAUGGAUGAUCUAGCAUUAGCCCUCACAGAAGUUGCCACUGAAGCCAAUCAAGCAAAGGAGAAGCUCAGUUCAACACAAGCAGAACUGGCGAAUAAAAAAGAGGAGGCUGAGCAAUUGAAGCAGACAUUGAAGAGCACCGAAAGCAAGUAUCAAAUACUCUUAGAUGAAACAAGGAAAGAAAUGGAAUGUUAUAGGAACAUUUCAGAGCGAUUGAGAUCAGAAGCGGAGGAAUCACUUCUGGCCUGGAAUUUGAAGGAAACUGAAUUUGUCAAUUGCAUGAAAGAGGCUGAAGAGGAAAAGAUUGCCAUACAACAAGAGAAUACUAGAAUGACAGAGUCGAUGAAAGCUGCUGAGGACAUGAAGAAGGCAUCAAGGGAAGAGAAUCACAAGUUGCGGGAUAUCCUUAGACAGGCCCUAAACGAAUCUAAUGUGGCAAAAGAAGCAGCAGGGAUUGCCAGGGCAGAAAAUUCCCAACUCAAGGAUUGCCUGACUGAAAAAGAUGAUGCUUUGGAUUUUUUCACCCGAGAAAACGAACGCCUUCGGGUCAGUGAAGCUGCAGCUAAUGAGAACAUCAAGGAACUGAAGUAUUUGCUCUCUACGGUCUCAGCAAAGGAAGUCAAAACAGAAGAGAAGGAGGUGGCAGAGGUUAAGACUCAUAAACCAACGGCCAAAGUGAAAACAGAAGACAAGGAAGUGGCAGAGGUUAAGACACAUAAACCAAAUGCUAAGAUGAAACCAGAAGACAAGGAGGUUGCAGAGGUUAAGACUCAUAAACCAACAGCCAAGGUGAAAGCAGAAGAUAAGGAGGUGGCAGAAGUUAAAGCACAGAAACCACCCCUGAAGGAGCAUCAUGAUGGUAAGAAAGCGAGGAACACCUUUAGUUUUGAUCUAGAAGAGCUGAAAAUACCAGUUAAGCCCAAGGAUGAAGAUGAAGAUUUCCUCAUAGAGGAGGCACUUAAGGGCUCCAUAUUUGAUACAAAAUCACCACCUAUGCCGGUGCACCAUCACCGGAAAAUGUCUUCCUCCAUUUUCACCGAUGAUGGAGAAACAAUAUGUUCAGAAGAUUUUGAUAAUCUAGAAGGGCAGCAUUUUGAUGAGGCAGAGCAUGAAAGGAGCUCACACAGAAAAAAGAAAGCAUUGCUCCGAAGGUUUGGAGACCUUAUCAGGAGAAGAAGUUUUCACCAGAAAGCAGGUAUGAAUGAGCCGAAUGCCCAAUAAGAUUUUGGGUCCACCCUCAUAGAUUUUGGCAUUGUAAUGGUAAUUUUUUUUUUUUUUUUUUUUUUGGGGGUAUGUUGAAAAUUGCAAAUGUUUGAAUUACAAUGCCAACAUUCUACUGUAAUUUAUUACAAAGUAGA